GUACCGUUUAGUCAUGUUUGUCUAAAUAAACAUCAGAAUUGACGUUCUCGUCGGAGCUCCUGUGUUAUAAGAGUUUAAGUUGUUUCUAUGAGUAAGUCUGUGUGAAGUAAAGGUCGGUGUCGUUGGGUCAAAAUGUCUAGAGUAGAAACGCUGAGAGUUUUUGUCACCCAGAGACUGACUACUGCUGCUGAAGAGAUAUUUGGACUGUUUGAGAGAACGAUAGCAGAAUACGAGGAGCAACUUUGUCGGUUUAAAGAGGAACAGACGCGAAAACAGGAACUACAGGACCAUGUUUUGAACCCUCCGCUUCUCUCACACAGAGCAGACCUCCAGCAGCUUUCAGGUAAGGAAGAGGAUCCCUCUGAACAACAGGAGUGGAGCUCCACUCUGGACCAGGGGGGCAUCAAGCCUCCACAUAUUAAAGAGGAGGAGGAGGAACUGUGGAGCAGUCAGGAUGGACUGGAAGAAGUUUUUACCACAAAGUUCCCUUUCACUUCUGUCCCUGUGAAGACAGAAGACGAUGGAGAUAAAACUCAGUCCUCACAGCUUCACGAACUACAAACUGCUCUGAUGGAAACAGGAGCUGAUGGAGAGGACUGUGGAGGGCCACAACCGGCCAGGAAGUCUGAUCCAAAGAAAGAUUUACAAACGGAGAUUGAAAUCAAGACUGAAGACUCUUAUGAAGUUGAACUGGAGAUCAGCGAUGAUUGGAGGGAGAUGAGAGAACAUCAGACAGGUUUUAACUCUUUGGAGGGCUAUGAUGCUGAGAGAUCAGAUAGUGACAAAACAUCGCAUAGCUCCUCUGAGUGCAGUGCAACUGUCAAAACAAAUCAGGAUUUAAGACAAGAUAUGAGAAUUAACAAAAGAGAAAAAUACUUCAGCUGCUCAGAGUGUGGUAAAAGAUUUAAAUUUAAGUCAAAUCUGAUUCAACACACAUUUGUUCACACAGGGGAGAAGCCCUUCAGCUGCACUGAGUGUGGUAAAAGAUUCAACCAAAGGUAUAAUCUAAGCAGGCACAUGUUAAGUCACACAGAAGAAAAACCCUUCAGCUGCUCCGAGUGUGAUCGAAAAUUCAGUCGCAAAGGAUGUCUGCUUACACACAUGAAUAUUCACAAAGAUAAGAAACCCUUCAGUUGCUCGAACUGUGGUAAAAGAUUUUAUAGCAGGACUCAUCUGAACUCUCAUAUGAUUGUGCACACGGGAGAGAAACCCUUCAGCUGCUCUGUGUGUAACAAAAGAUUCAAUCAAAAGUCUAAUAUGACCACACACAUGGUGAUUCACUCUGCAGAGAAACCCUUCAGCUGCUCUGAGUGUGACAAAAGAUUCAAUCAGAAGUCUCACCUCCUCUCACACAUGUUAGUUCACACUAAAGAGAAACGCUACAGAUGUAAGGUUUGUGGUCAAAGAUUUUCACAAAGUAUAGAGGUCAAAAGACACGAGUGUCCAGGUAAACAGGCUUCUGAAAAUGAAACGACAACUAAUGAGGCAGUCAGUGUGACGUAAACUAGGCAUGAGUGCCAUUUGAAAGUCCUAAAAAUGACUCCUUAAGUCCAUUCCUUUACACUUUUCUUUGACCUCACUGAAAAACUUCACAGGGUCAAGGAAAGGUGUGAAUAAGAAGAAAGGAAUAGAGAACUGUAAUAAUAAGGAUAAGGGAACCCAGCUGCCCUUGCCCUUUUUGGAUGCGACAAAAUACACUGCUCAAAAAAAUAAAGGGAACACAUAAUCAUCACAAUAUAACUCAAAGUCAAUCACACCUCCGGGAUAUCAGCCUGUCCAGUUUGGAAGCAAGACGCAGACCAUUUCCCUCUCCUCAUCCUUUCUUUCUAGUUGAUUUUUCCAUUGCCUUCAGCACUAGUGGUAGCAUGAGGUGGUAUCUGCAAUCCACUGAAGAUGCUCAGGUAGUACAGCUCAUCCAGAAUGGCAUAUCCAUGUGUGGCGUGGUAAAGUUUGAUGUGUCUCCCAGCGCACUGUCAAGACCAUGGAGGAGAUACCAGGAGACAUGGAGGGGGGGCCUUAGGAGGGCAACAACCCAGCAGUGGGACCUCUGUCUGCUCCUUUGUGCAAGGGGGAACAGGAGGAGCACUGCCAGAGCCCUACGAAAUGAUCUCAAGCAGGCCACCAAUGUGUAUGUUUCUGCUCAAACUGUCAGAAACAGACUCAGUGAGGAUGAUAUGAGGGCCCGACGUUCACAAGUGGGGCCUGUGCUCACAGCUCAGCACUGUGCAGCCCAGUUGGCAUUUGCCAGAGAACACCAGAACUGGCAGAUUCACCAAUGGCGCCCUAUGCUCUUCACAGAUGAGAGCAGGUUCACACUGAGCACAUGUGACAGACGUGAGAGAGUCUGGAGAUGCAGUGGAGAACAUUCUGCUGCCUGCAACAUCUUCCAGCAUGACAGGUUUGGCAGCGGAUCAGUGAUGGUCUGGGGAGGCAUAUCCUUGGAGGCCCGCACAGAUCUCCAUGUACCAGCCAGAGAUACCCUGACUGCCAUGAGGUACUGGGAUGAGGUCCUCAGACCAACUGUCAGACCACCACGCUGGUGCAGUGGGCCCUGGGUUCCACCUGAUGUAUGACAAUGCUCGACCUCAUGUGGCUGGAGUGUGUCAGCAGUUCCUGCAUGACGAGGCAUUGAUGCGAUGGACUGGCCUGGACGAUCACCUGUCCUGAAUCCAAUUGAGCACCUCUUGGACAUCAUGUCUCGUUCCAGCCACCACUGCCACAUUGCACCACGGACUGUCCAGGAGGCAACUGAUGCCCUGAUCCAGGUCUGGGAGGAGAUCCCGUCUGUCGCCUCAUCAGGAGCAUGCCCAGACGUUUGUAGGG
Molecule: messenger RNA, 2823 nt
Organism: Cheilinus undulatus (humphead wrasse)
Lineage: Eukaryota; Metazoa; Chordata; Actinopteri; Labriformes; Labridae
Product: gastrula zinc finger protein XlCGF57.1-like
Exons: 2
Coding region: 133-1503 (456 amino acids)
Biological process (GO): regulation of transcription by RNA polymerase II
Cellular component (GO): nucleus
Molecular function (GO): RNA polymerase II transcription regulatory region sequence-specific DNA binding; DNA-binding transcription factor activity, RNA polymerase II-specific
Source: RefSeq, a predicted model, not a curated record